AUGCCUGCCAACGCCAAAUGGCCCGAUUUCCAGCUGGCUUCCAAAUUGCGCUAUUUCAUGGGCUCAAGUGCACCUGAGUCGACUCAAUCGGAAACGACUUCACAGCUCGACCCAGCAAAACGCGAGCAACUCGAAUCUGCCCAGGAAGGCGAAGGCGAUCAAGAUCUGGGAGGCGAGGGAUACACUGCCUCAAUGGCUGAGAUUGAUGACGCUCGUGUCGAGGAGAUGGAAGAUGUUGACAACUACCCUGACGAAGGCGAAACUGCCGACGUCGAUGUCGACUUUGGCGAUCUCGAAAUUGAUAUCGCGAAACGCGCCAAAUCUACCACCUCAAAGCGCAAGAAAUCGAAGAGAAAGUCUUUGCAGCAUACCGAAAUCGCCGAGGAUGAGCCAACCGACGCAAAUCAAUACACAACGAGUGCUCCCACCGCUGCCGAGGAUGACGAACGAGGACCCGAUGCGCUUGAAGAUGCUACCACCGAGAUGGAUGCACUGGACUUGGUGCAGGCCCAAGCCUCUCAAAAGAAGAAGAAGAAACGGAAAGGGUCCGACUCCGUGGACGGCAAGCGAAACAAGAAGAGAAAGGGCAUUGAAGAUGCCCACCCGGCUGCUGAGCAGACGCAAGACGAGACCGAGAACCUGGAUGCCAGAAACAAUGCCGCCAGUCCCCAACUCGGCACUGCAAUUGAGGAUGAUGUCGCUGAUGCCGAUGAGCAAUUGUCGCCCAGCGUUGCCCGUGCUCGCCGUCGCAGCCAGACGGGAGAGGAAACUCGCUCGAGGGAGAAUAGUGUACCUUUCCGAGCUCAAGUUGCCCCCAUGGCUCCCAUGGCAAUUGAUUCGCUUCCGCAAGAAGAAGCCUCAAAUGACCAGCGAGACACAUCUGGUGACCACGUAGAUGAUCGUGAUGACGAGGAAAUGCUCAACAUCGCGCGACAGGUAUGGAGAGAGCAUAAGAGUAGCCAACAUGAAGCGAGCAAUGGGGCAAACGAAACGAACCUUGAUCAGAAUGCAACCGGUGUCAACGGCUCUGGAGAUUCUGCUCAAGCAGAGGAGCAGCCAACUGAAAGCCCAGCACGACGGCGAUCUACGAGAACAAAGGUGAAACCUGUGUUGCUUGUGCAGGAGACCAAAACGGAGACGCCUUCCAAGAAGAACCGUCAAGCACUUGGAGAGCUGCCGUCCCCCUCCGCCAACACACCAAAGCCGAGAGCCCGGGCUAAGCGUGCUACUAAGAAACAGACGCAGCAGCCCUUGCAGCCCUUGGAAGAGGAUGCUGAAAACGCAGAAUACGAAGAGCCAACGGCGAGAACAGGCGAUUCGGGAAAUUACACGCAAGGACGAUUCACAGAAGCUGAAUUCGACGGCAUUGCCCGCGUUAUUGAACAGUUCCGCGACGAAUAUGGAAUGACCCAGGCUGAAGUUAAUCAGAUGAUCCAAGCACCUGGAGGUACAACAGCCGGUGAUGCUCAUGCACGCCUCUGGUACCGCCUCUUUGAAGUGUGCCCUGACCGCAAGAGGCAAAAGGUCAUCAACGUUGCGCGCAAAAAAUACCAUAAUUUUGUUGCACGAGGAACAUGGACACCGGAACAAGAUGAAGAGCUUUCUCAGCUCAUUGCCGUGCAUGGAAACAAAUGGUCCGAAAUUGCUGGUCUCAUCAACCGCCAUCCUGAGGAUGUACGAGAUCGGUAUCGCAAUUACAUUGUGUGCGGCCCGUACCAACGUAAGGAUGUGUGGAGCGAAGAAGAAGAGCAGCUGCUGUCACAGGUUGUCGAAGAGGCAGUGGAGGCUAUUGAAGAAUUUCGAAAAGUACACCCCAACAAUCCCAUAUACAAGAAAAACAUUGAGGACAUAAUCGACUGGCAAGAUAUCAGCAAGAAUAUGGAAAGAAAGCGGAGCCGGCUGCAAUGCAUCACAAAGUGGAAGGCAAUGCAGAAUCGCCUUUCUGGGAAGAAGAAGGAUAAGAAGUCUGCCUCCGAGAAGAAGCCCGCCUCCGAGAAGAAAAAACCUCGUCAACAACUCGCAAGUAUGCAUGAAGAGGAGCAAUACCGUUUGGUGUUGGCAAUCCAACAGGCCUCUGUCCUUUUAGACGCUGAUAUUCCUUGGGCAAAACUCCUUGAUAAGAAAUUCCGCGGCCAAUGGAGUCUUCACACUCAGGUAUUGCUCUGGGACCGUCUGAAACAGACAGUCCCCGGCUGGGAAUCUUUGACAGUACUAGACGUUGCGCAACACAUCAUCAACGAAUAUAACCGAACGGGAGGCCUGCCUGAAAUCAAUGGCAGUGGCUACGAUGAUGAUGAGCGAGAGAAAGAAAUUCUUCAGCAACUUCGUUUCCGAAACAGGCCAGCACCAGCACCAACACCGAAAAGUGCCGAGUUUGUCGAGGAUUCUGGUGCAGAGGAGACUGGGGCAGCUGAAAACAACAAGGCUGACAUAACUAUUGAUCCAGCCUUGAUGGAAGCGCCACCGCCUUCACCUCCAAAGGCCACGCCCAAACCAAAGAAGAAGACGUACUCCAGGAAGGGUAAGUCGAAAAAGGCGACUCUUGACAUCCAGGACCCUAUCGAAGACAGCGAACCGGCUAUAACCUUAGCUGCUGCUGAUGAGGGCGAAGAGUCAAAUCUCGAGGAAGCGCAGACUCCACAGAUAAUGAUUCCCAAGAAAUUCAUGGCGACCAAGGGCAGAAAGGAGGAAAACGGCGUUGCUGCUCUGCCGGCGGAGCCUUACUCAGACAGCGAUAUGGAUGACAUGGAAGAUCUCCCGGCCAAGAUUCUGGCCUAA
This is a messenger RNA of Trichoderma breve, 2778 nucleotides long. RefSeq names its product myb-like DNA-binding domain-containing protein. Gene Ontology annotation, cellular component: nucleus. The transcript has 5 exons. Lineage: Eukaryota; Fungi; Ascomycota; Sordariomycetes; Hypocreales; Hypocreaceae. Gene Ontology annotation, molecular function: transcription cis-regulatory region binding; DNA-binding transcription factor activity. Gene Ontology annotation, biological process: regulation of DNA-templated transcription. The coding region runs from base 1 to 2778 and encodes 925 amino acids. The record is from RefSeq and is a predicted model, not a curated record.